Poeciliopsis prolifica (blackstripe livebearer) is the source of this 4466-nucleotide messenger RNA. It is a transcript of the gene plcxd3, whose product is annotated as phosphatidylinositol-specific phospholipase C, X domain containing 3. NCBI's taxonomy places the organism in Eukaryota, Metazoa, Chordata, Actinopteri, Cyprinodontiformes, Poeciliidae. The transcript is spliced from 6 exons. Bases 217 to 1191 code for a protein of 324 amino acids. Gene Ontology annotation, biological process: lipid metabolic process. Gene Ontology annotation, cellular component: synapse. Gene Ontology annotation, molecular function: phosphoric diester hydrolase activity. The record is from RefSeq and is a predicted model, not a curated record.
UGGAUCCGAUCAACCGCAUUUUAACAGAGUUGUUCCAUCCUUCCAGUGUUGAACCGGGCGUUGGACACGCUAAUGUGUGUGUAAGACAGAGGGGGUUGUGUGGACAGAGAAAGGAAAAGAGAGAGAGAGAGAGAGAUCGUGGAAGAGAGCGAGCGCGCAAUCCAGGUUGGCGCAGGCACCGGUCCCGGAGAACGGAGCGUUGUGCACGGUGGCAGCAUGGCCUCGUCUCACGGGAGAAGCGACUUGCGCUUCGCGGACUGGAUGGCAAGUUUACCGCAGAGCAUGCACACCGUCCCGCUCGCCAACAUGGCUAUCCCAGGUUCUCACGACUCCUUCAGUUUCUACAUUGACGAGGCAUCCCCAGUGGGCCCCGAACAGCCAGAGACAGUCCAGAACUUUGUGUCUGUUUUCGGUACGGUAGCCAAGAAGCUAAUGAGAAAGUGGUUGGCCACGCAGACUAUGAACUUCACUAGCCAGCUGGAGGCCGGGAUCCGUUUCUUUGACCUGCGCAUCUCCACCAAGCCCCGUGACCCCGACAACGAGCUGUACUUCGCCCACGGGCUCUUCAGUGCCACGGUCCGCGAGGGUUUAGAGCAGAUCAGCAGUUUCCUAUCAGCACAUGCCAAAGAAGUUGUUUUCCUGGAUUUCAACCACUUCUACGGUGUACAGAACCUGCACCACGAAAAGCUGGUGGCCAUGCUGAAAGAAGUUUUUGGAGAAAAACUCUGCCCAGUGGUCUUUGCACAAGAGGUGACUCUUAAGUAUCUUUGGGAGAAGGAGUACCAGGUGCUGGUCUUCUACCACCACCCCAUGGCCCUGGAGGUUCCCUUCCUGUGGCCUGGCCAGAUGAUGCCUUCUCCGUGGGCCAACACCACCGACCCAGAGAAGCUCGUUCAGUUUCUCCAGGCAUCUGUAACUGACCGCAGGAGGAAGGGAACGUUCUUCGUCUCCCAGGUGGUUCUGACACCAAAGGCAAGUACUGUUAUGAAGGGCGUGGCCAGCGGACUGAGGGAGACGAUAACGGAAAGGGCGUUACCAGGCAUGAUGCAGUGGAUCAGAUCUCAAAGGCCCGGGGAGAAUGGCAUCAACAUUAUUACAGCCGAUUUUGUUGAGCUCGGUGAAUUCAUCAGCGCCGUCAUCAGCCUCAACUAUCAUCACCUGAAUGAAGACGAAGAUGACGAUGCAACCUGAGAGCCCAUGUUGGGACAUCAGAGAGCGCAGUUGCCACCACCGAAUAACGGGUGUUCUGGGCUCUGCUCUCAAUCUACACUCUUUGGCAUUUAUUUCAGGAGGGAAGCAAUGUUGCGGCUCCUUUCUCUUUAUUUAGGGCUAUAGUGGACUGAGAGAUCAGGGAGGAUGAAGAAGAGACCGAGAUUAGGCUGGUGAAAAAAUACACUGAUGGUUGGAGUACUUUGAGAAUGAGGUUGAUUUGUUUCCUAUUUUUGGGAUCAAGACUUUUUUUUAUUUCCAGACUUAGUGGUGAUGUAAGUUACUCCCUUGGCUGUAAAAAUAUCCGCUGUUCCCACAAAUAUACCAUUUCCAGGCUCGCAACUCUAACACAGGUUUUCAGAGCAUAAUUACCUUCAACUGACUUUACUUUUACAUCCGUCUUGAUAUUCUAGUGAUGAUAACAGUUUUGCCAGAGGGUGUUUUAAAUGAAUAUAUGUAACUGAAAUCGUAAAUUGUAGCUAGCUCUCGUAUGUCCCGUUUGAAAAAUCAGUCCAAGUGCAGUCGUUUUUUUGUUGUUUUUUUUUCCAGACAAUAUGCAUCCCCUUUCAUGUCACUGCAGGUGUUUUGCAAACGCUUCUCCUGAGGUUUGGCUGCAGAGUGUCAUAAAAAUGUGGUGUUCCGGUGUGUUUAUUCAUUACACUGACACGAAAGAAAUCAUUUCCAUAUUUGUCCUCCAGCAGUAAUAUUUCAAUGAGGUUUUUACUCAGUAGUGAUUUGCACUGAAGUUGGAAUUACAGCUGUCAUUUAUCAGACAGUCCUAUAGGCAGCUGUGGAUUGAUUGAUUAAAACCGUGGAUUUGCUCAUUUAUAACCACACAGGAAGGGAGAGACAGAGUGCAGCUUGUCUAACUGGCGAAUAAUAUCUAUGCUGUUGGUGCAUAUAUAUUCUCUCCAUCUUCAUUUGACAAUUAUUUUCCCAUUUUCAUAACAAGCAUCUACUUGCUCUGUUAGAAAUGCACUUAGAUGCACUUACUCCCUCUUUUCUAAUGGUUAAACAUCCAACUGUUUGUUCUACUACAUGGUGGAUUCUAAGUUGCGAAAUGAUUAUAUUUUGGUACAUGACUGUACCCACAGUUUUUCUGCGACUAACUUGACCUUUGUAUGUUUGUUUGUCCUUCUUUCUAUAUUGCAGCACGUAUGAGUCACUGUGCAAUGUUCUCCUUCAUAAUAACGGGCGAUAACACUUCUUAGCAGUGACUUAGCAACUUAAUUCAAGUCAGAAAAUUAUAGACAUGAUAGCUUAAGCAGUCCAAAUGUGGCCACCUUGCAGUACAAACACUUUAAUUCACAGAAUUUUGGGUCACAGUUUGAUGCUAACCUAUGGUUAAUAAAAAAUGGUAGUUAUGAGCUCAGUAAAAUACAUUCCACCUUCCCAGGAUUACAUGCACUCACCAAUAAUAUUCCAAACAUCAAUAUACUAUAUCCCUUAACAGUGAUGUUUUGUUCCAGCUGUAGUUUCUGCAGUUUAGCCUUAAUAUGCUUCUCCAGCAAGCAUUAACUCUGUUAAAAGGAUAGUACAGAAUUUUUAAAAGUUACUUUAAGUAAAGUUAUCAGUAAUGCACUGUGUAGGGAAAUACUAUACAGCAGCGAGCUUGUUAAAAAUACAUAAAAUCUGCAGUUCGGUGGCAGCUGACAGCUAGCCAGACAGACGCCUCUUUUAGUUAUGUUAGAGAUUUAAAAUGACUCAAACUGAAAUGGUGGAUAGUCAUAGGAUUCAGUGCUACAUUACCGUAUAUUUGGAGUCUACUGCACUGCAAGCCAAAGUUGUGAGGUUUGCAGAUGUUUUGUCUGCUGAACAACUGCAGCUGCUGGUUGCCUCUGCUGCCUCAAAGACUGAACCAUGUCUUUAAGAAAGUUACUAUAAAGUUCUGACAACACAUCACUGAAAACUCACGAAAAACAUCUGUCACAUACAGCUACAAUCAUAGAAAAACAGACAUCUUGAUCCUGCUUGUUGAUAAUUUACUUAACAUAUUUCAGAGAGGUUUCAGUUAACCUCACGCAAAAAAAAGCAACGGAAAACAUUUUUCUAAUUCUUUUGCUUUAAAUCUCAUACAAUUUAAAUACUAGAAUUGCUUUCCACAUACUUAAUUGUCUAAGCUGGCAACUGUUUGGGGAUGUUUUAAACGAGUUGCAUAUCACAUAUGCAAGUCUAGUAAAUGACUAAUUGGUGGGUCAUUCGGUGCGUGAAAAGUUCUUCCCCUGUUUUAAUAACUUUAAAUUACACAUGUAUAGAAGGACAAAUGGUCACGGCAGCAAUCUCAUGUUUACUAUGAACGCAGUAUAAUGGGUUAAAAACAUUCACCUUGUUGAAAACCCAGGUUUUCAAGAUCAACAAAUUAAUAUCCAUUUCACACAGUGUUGCAUUGUAACAAUAUCAUAGUUUUUCAAAAUUUACUGUGCAAAACUAAUUUGCAAUGAGUAGCCUAACCACAGGUGUAAUGGUUGGGACAUCCCUACAGCUAUAAUUUAAGGGUUUUAAAGUUAAAAUGGAAAAUAUGCAGGAAAAUAAUCAUUUGAAGCUAAUAAUUAACAUGGCAUUUUCUCACGAGAAUGUAAACUCUUCUGGUAAAGGACGUAAGGAUGUUCUGGUAAAGUUUGCCAUUUAAAAAAAUGUUACUCAGCUGAAUUGCUGAAUGUGCGUUUUGUGAGUAAAUGUAUCAUUUCUCAAGAAGUUUCAUCUGAGUGACAGAUUCAGCCUAACAUGUUUGUAGUAUCUGCUCCAGUACUUUCACUUCUGUGAGGUUCUGAGUUAUGUCAAACACUUUAUAUUGUGGAAUGUUUCUACAUUCUGUAACUGUGCAAAUUACUAAUGCAUUCUCCUAUAACUGGUACAACAGAGCUGAUGUUAACUUUCAAAUCUCUUUUGUACUUCACUUUGUGCAUGAAUGAAAAGCUUUUUAGAAUUCAUCAGGUUUCUUUGCAUCUACAUCGAUUUUUACAUUAUUUCCCUGAAGAGCAUGUGUCCAUUUUAACUGUAAAUGUUUCUAUCUUUUAAGGUGAAAAUCUCUUCAUUUUUACUUAUUUCACUGCCAAAACCCCACUGAAGAGAAGGUUGUAGAUUGUGUUGUAAGGACAUUUGUGUCUUUCCCUGGUCCAAACUGUUGUCAUUGCACUUGUUUUUUGAUGUGAAAAGAGUCCUUUGCUGUUGUAAAAAUCCAAACCAUACUGCUCAAAUUAAAGUUACUCUGUUCUAUGUGGAAAAUGGCCAAUCAAAUAAAGCUUCUAUGCCUUUGG